AUGGGGACGACGACCGUGUUGAAGCCAAAUGCAACGGGGCAAGCAAGCGAUCAACGUUUCCAGGGCGUCUCGCCAGAUCUCGUAACUUAUGUGGAACAAGGAGAAGAGAUCAUCAAGACCCUUCAGGAAAAUGUGAAGCUGAAGGGGUGGCAGACGAUGGAUGCCUUCACAAGCGAAGGCUUUCUCGUGAAGAAGUUCCAUGAUCCCGUCACGAAGAGGACUUCCUUCCUCACUCAAGCCAUAUUGGACAUUCCUUGCGAAGAGCUCUUCGACGAAGUAUGGUAUAAUGGAGAGAAUACCCCGGAAUGGAAUCGUAAUGUCAUCAAAUUCAAAUUUGUCGAGAUCAUUGGAGAUCAUUGUCGUGUGGCGUACCAGAUCACUGCUCCAUUAGCUGGAGGAAUGAUCGCAUCCCGGGAUUUCCUCAAUCUUCUCUGCUACAAAAUUGAAAAUAAUACCAUCUAUUCAGCUUAUGCCAGCACAUCCUGGCCCGGAUAUGAAGCCACGAACAAAUACGUCAGGGCAGAGGUAUAUCCCAGUGGAUUCGUGUAUUCUUCGGUGCCGGGAGAUCCGAGCAAGACCCAAAUCCAAUGGCUUUACAACACUGAUAUCAGAAUGAGCUUCUUGCCAGACUACAUCCUGAACAACAUCCUACCCUUGUCUUUCAAGAGUUAUAUACAGUAUAUGCAAGAACAUUUGGCGGGCCUCCGACGGUAUCCAAAAUCCACCCCCGCCCCUGUGUCUCAGGCUCCAUGAGGAGUUUUCAACAUUCCAUUUACCAUUUUGUACAUCGUCUUCAUUUGCUUCCAUCCUAUGUUCAAUUCCGAAUCCGUUUAGUGAAAAUUUACCGUGGAACCGUAAGCAGAGGUAAUGUUUUUUUUUUGCAUGACUAAUUCUAAGAAGCACUGUAAGAAGUAUUCCUUUGGCAGCAAUACGACCGUCUCGGGUGUGAUUUCAACUGAAGCUGUGAUUCCUCAAUGCGAGAAUAACGUGGGGAUGUACGGCUCGCCUGGGCAAGUCUUUCUUUUGUUUAUAGGUUGACGAUGGAAUUUAAAAAAACACCAGCGUUUUGUUAUGCGCUGCUUCGUUAAUGAC
Messenger RNA from Darwinula stevensoni, 1092 nucleotides. NCBI's taxonomy places the organism in Eukaryota, Metazoa, Arthropoda, Ostracoda, Podocopida, Darwinulidae. The record is from the annotation of a GenBank genome assembly.